AUGCGCCUCACAGCAGACUUGAUUCAAAGUUCACUCUCGUACCUCAACCCUCUCAAUGACCGCGAAUUAGACCUUAGAGGCCACAAAAUCCCUGCGAUCGAAAAUCUUGGUGUUGCAAAAGAUCAAUCCGACUCCAUUGACUUCACAGACAAUGACAUUGCCGCUCUCGCCAACCUCCCUCUUUCCCCUCGAUUACGAGUCCUCCUUCUCGCCCGCAACAGAGCCAAUAGCAUACAAGCCGGCCUACAUAACUCGUUGCCGAACCUAGAGACUCUCAUACUCACAGCAAACAGCUUCGCUGAGCUAGCUGACCUAGAUCCACUACGGAAUUUUCAACGGCUAACGCAUUUAAGUCUUUUGGAGAAUCCUGUUACGAGGAAAGAGGUCGAUUACCAAAAAGUGAAGAAUAGUGAACGGGAGACGGCAGCAAAACUAUUUGGUACCGUCAAAGAGCCGUCGGCACUAGCCUCAAAGAUCAUGGGCAUCAAGUCCCGGACUUUCGACCUCCCCUCGUCCGGUGCACCAAACGGUAUCUCGUCUAGCACGAAUAAAGUCUCGAGAGUAAAGUUGACGGAUAAGGAGAGGAAACGAGUGGAGCAACUGAUCAGAAAUGCGAAGAGCUUACAGGAAAUCACGAGAUUGGAGAAGGAAUUGAAUGAAGGCAGAAUCCCCGGAGGAGGCGGAGACGAGAUGGAAGAGUGA
Messenger RNA from Bacidia gigantensis, 702 nucleotides. RefSeq names its product U2 snRNP complex subunit (gene LEA1). The coding region runs from base 1 to 702 and encodes 233 amino acids. The record is from RefSeq and is a predicted model, not a curated record. Gene Ontology annotation, biological process: mRNA splicing, via spliceosome. Gene Ontology annotation, cellular component: U2 snRNP. Gene Ontology annotation, molecular function: protein binding; U2 snRNA binding. The transcript has 5 exons. Lineage: Eukaryota; Fungi; Ascomycota; Lecanoromycetes; Lecanorales; Ramalinaceae.